Molecule: messenger RNA, 1710 nt
Organism: Trichosporon asahii var. asahii CBS 2479
Lineage: Eukaryota; Fungi; Basidiomycota; Tremellomycetes; Trichosporonales; Trichosporonaceae
Product: Cytochrome P450
Exons: 1
Coding region: 1-1710 (569 amino acids)
Molecular function (GO): iron ion binding; monooxygenase activity; heme binding
Source: RefSeq, a predicted model, not a curated record
AUGACCGUCGCUGGCGCCGCCGCCGAGGCACUGGACCGGCUCCCCGUCGUCGGGCCCGUCCUCGCCUCCUGGCCAAAAACCACUCUCACUGCCCUCAUUGCGCUCGCAAUCUUCGUCGCCCUCUACGCCUACCUCUACGUGUACCGCUCCCUCACCCUGCCCUUUGCGAAUGUGCCCGGUCCCGAGCCGAGCUCCUUCUUCUGGGGCUCGCUCAUGGAGAUCAUCAAGGCCCCGCCCUCCGCAAUGCACGAGCAGUGGUACGCCGAGUACGGCUCCACGUUCAAGUACCGCGCGAUCGGGGGCGACUGGCGGCUGUGCAGCACCGACCCGGGCUUCCUCUCCUGGAUGCUGGGACACGACGAGCUGUUCCCGAAGCCGCCGCAUUCUCAAAAGUUCCUCUGGAAGCUGCUCGGUCCCGGUCUCGUGACGGUGGAAGGCGACCACCACGCCAGGCAGCGCCGCGUCGUCUCCCCCGCCUUCAGCACGAAGGCGCUCAAGGACCAGGUGCCGAUUUUCUUCGACAAGGCUGCGGAACUGCGUGACAAGCUUUUGUUGUUUGUCGAGGGCAAGGGCGACGAGCGCCCCGCCCUGCCCCCCUCACCGGGUGAUGAGGAGAAGGGCGGCCGCAAAAUCGACGUCAUGAAGUAUCUCGGCCAGAUGGCCGUGGACAUCAUCGGCCAAGCUGGGUUCGGGUACGACCUGGCCAGUCUCUCGGGCCACCCCAAGCCGCUCGCCGAGGCAUUCCGCGUCAUGAUGGGUGCGGGCCUCAACCCGGGCCCGAUCCAGGUGCUCAAGACCUUCAUCCCCUUCCUGUCCUUCAUCCCGACGCGCGCGGACAAGAUUCUGGAAGAAUCAAAUGUGAUCGCACACCGCGAGGCGGCCGCCAUCAUUGCCGAGCGCACGCGCGAGGUGCGCGCUGCGGGCGACGUCGACGAGGGCGCGUUCGGCAAGGAUCUCCUCUCCAUGCUCCUGAAGAGCAACAUGAGCAGCGACUUGCGCCCGGACCAGAAGAUGACGGACGAAGACGUCUUCGCGCAAGUGACCACGUUCAUGCUCGCCGGCAACGAGACUUCUGCCACGGCGCUGACGUGGAUCCUCUGGCGCCUCGCACAACACCAGGACAUGCAGCAGCGCCUCCGCGAUGAGUGCCAAGAGGUCAACGAGGGCGACUAUAGUGCCGUCAACAGUCUGCCGUAUCUCGAGGCCGUGGUGCGUGAGAGUCUUAGGCUCGACUCCCCCGUCCCCGCAACCCUGCGCGUCACAAAGGAGGACGUCACGGUGCCGCUCUCGAAACCCAUCCGCGGCAAGGACGGAACCCAGAUGGACUCGGUGCGCCUGAAGAAGGGCACGACCGUCAUGGUGCCGAUCCACGUCGUGAACUGGGCCAAGGACAACUGGGGCGCAGACUCCAAGACCUUCAACCCCGACCGCUGGCUCAAGGAGCAGUCGCCGUGGAAGUACCAGAACCCCGGCGUGUUCGCGAAUCUCAUGACGUUCAACCAUGGCCCCCACAACUGUAUCGGAUACCGCUUCUCCAUUGCUGAGAUCAAGGUCACGCUCUUCACGCUGAUUAGGGCACUCAGCUUCGAGCUCCUCCCCAGCAGGCCCAAGUUUGAGAUGAAGACGGGCAUCGUCAUGCGCCCCAUGGUCGUCGGGCAGGAGAAGGAGGGUCCCCAGAUGCCUCUCCUUGUUAGGGCGCUGGAGGCGUAG